Gasterosteus aculeatus aculeatus (three-spined stickleback) is the source of this 2629-nucleotide messenger RNA. The record is from RefSeq and is a predicted model, not a curated record. Lineage: Eukaryota; Metazoa; Chordata; Actinopteri; Perciformes; Gasterosteidae.
UUUAUUCUUCGAAAGCGUUUUCAAACGCAAUUUCUUUGGUUUACCAGAUAAAACACUUAAAGCAAUUUAACCAAAUGGUCUGUUGGACAAAUGUCCAGUCGGGAUAAACCAAUCAACUUCCGGUUAAACAGUAGCUCACAGCUGCUUUUCUAUGCUAACGUUAAACACUCUGAAGACGCUGCCGUUUUAUUCAGCGCAGCUUAUGUUUAGCAAGUAAAAGCUGUCACUCACUGAAUGAAUCGCCUGGCAGACUCAAACCGUGUGUCGGUUCAUCUGCUGGAUACCUGCAAGAGGAGCAUCGGCAGUUAAAACACAUGACAGCUGGCGAUAUGACUCCACGGAGCAGCUGGAGGAGACGCGAUGAUGCUGUAACGUGGAGACACUGUUAAGUAGGGCAGAAUGUCCUCAGGCCACAGGCAGCGGGACGUGGAGCAGCAGCGCUCCCUGCUGGACGGGGGGGAGGAGGAGGAGGAGGAGGAGGAGGAGGAGGAGGAGGAGGAGGAGGAGAGAAGCCCCGAGGCCGAGCGACGCCUCUGGUUCAUCCCGGACUGCUGCGGCAUGGUGUGCGCCUUCAUCACCUGGUUCCUGGUCUUUUUCGCCGACUUCGUGGUGACCUUUGUCAUACUGCUGCCCUCGCGGAGCUUCUGGUACGCCGUGGUCAACGGGGUGCUCUUCAACAGCCUGGCGGUGCUGGCGCUGGCCUCCCACCUCCGCACCAUGCUGACCGACCCGGGAGCCGUUCCCAAGGGAAACGCCACCAAGCAGUACAUGGAGAGUCUGCAGCUGAAGCCCGGCGAGGUCAUCUACAAGUGCCCGAAAUGCUGCAGCAUCAAACCGGAGAGGGCUCAUCACUGCAGCAUCUGCAAGCGCUGCAUCCGCAAGAUGGACCACCACUGCCCCUGGGUCAACAACUGUGUGGGGGAGAAGAACCAGCGCUUCUUCGUCCUCUUCACUAUGUACGUUGCUUUGAUCUCCAGUCACGCUCUGGCUCUCUGUGGAUACCAGUUCAUCUCCUGCGUCAGGGUCCAGUGGAGAGAGUGCAGUGACUUCUCCCCCCCCGUGACGAUGAUGCUGAUGAUCUUCCUCUGCAUGGAGUCCCUCCUCUUCUUCACCUUCACAGCUGUGAUGUUCACCACUCAGCUUCACUCCAUCUGCAGCGACGAGACGGAGAUCGAGCGGCUAAAGAACCAGAAGCCCACGUGGGAGCGUCAGACUCGCUGGGCGGGGCUGAGGUCGGUGUUCGGGGGUCAGCCUUCGCUGCUGUGGGUCAGCCCCUUCGCCGGACUCAAACUACCAACCCUGCUGCCCAGACGCAGCUGGAGGGGCGGGGCCGAGUUCUCUGUUUGACGUGCUGUCAAUCAAACCUACCACGGCACAGAUGAACCGGCCGUGGGUGCAGAGCGCCGCCUCCCAACUGAGGUGUGAGUUGUUUGGUCCUCCUUCCUGGCGGGUGGGGGAUCCACUAAAGACACUAAAGGUCUUACUCAGGCCAUCUGAGUUUAAAGCCGCUGGAUGAAUAAAUAAAUCUUCAUUUAUCAAACUGAUCGUUGAGAUGCUGCGUCUUUAGUUAGGUGACUUUAAAGGAUUUUAUGACUACAAUCAUCAGUGCUCUCGUGUUAUUUUAUUAACAUAAAGCAUAAAGCCACCAUGAAAUAUCAACAAUUACAAUCUUGAUUCGUCCUUUCUCUUGAUCUUAACUAGGAGUUUUACUAUCAACAAUAGUUUAGGCCCCUUUACAGUGUUGACAUAUUGUCAAGUUUUGCAGAGACGUCUGCUGAUGCUAACAAGCUCGCAUGCUAACCCGUCCUGCCAUUUCACUCCUACCGCUGGUACCUGUGCAGAGUCUCUGCAGCCGCCAGUCGGUCCUCAGUCCAACGAAGACGCUAACGCACCACUUUGUUGGUUCAACGUCAGAUUGUUAAAGUUUCUCCACGAUGAAUCAGACAAAAGCAUUUAAAUCUUGUCUACCACAUAACCAUUUUUAUUUUAAGAAGUCACUUUGGAUGUUGUUUUUUACUCCAGAAUCUUUUUUUAUUGUCUCCGUUUUUUGGGGGGGGGAGGGUUCUGCACAAUCGUCUUGUUUUACCCAAAUUAUAUUAAAUCACCUGUUUGUGCCAUUUAAGAACAAACAAAAUGUUCAAUUCUUUGAGAUUUAGCUGUUAUGAAAAUGUCAUCUUGCUGUUUCUGGAUGACAGGAAGUGCUUUGUGGUGAAUGUGUUGUGUUUUUGGCCUUGUUAAACAUUCUUUUUCAAAUCACUGAAUAACUGAUUUCAAAAUAUCUCUUGUCAUUUCAUGCUCCUUCAUCAUCACUAGGUUAUAUUCCACAAGGUAUUACAAAGUAUUUAGCUGAACACUAAAACAAACUGACAUUAAAAUGACAAUUUAAUCAAAUGUAAAAGCAUUUUUAAAUAGUUAUCUGUGGGGAUUCAAAUCAGUUUUUCUCACUUCAAUCAUAAAAUAUCCUCAAGUCUUGAAUUCAAACCUGAAGAACCUGCCGAAAAGAAAAGAAAAAAUUGAGAGAAUGUUAUUUUAAAGAAUAUAUUUGUGUCAGUACUGUAUUUGUUGUGGGAUUUCUGAGCCUUUUUAUAAGUUGAUCCAAAUAAACUGUUCCUUUCUACCUCUUUAAGAA